AUGCAGCAAGAGGGGGAGCCCCUGUGCUCCUCGACCAAGGGCACCCUCAGCAUGCACAGGGAGGCAGGAGCCCUCCUUGUGGACCUAGAGACCCCAGAGGAGAUGCGGGCUCGCAGCCUGGGCAGGCCCCUCAAAUCCUCGAAGCAGUACUUGCGCCAGGUCAUUGCAGAAUACGAGGCGCUGGACCGGGAGCUGCCGUGUAUCCGGAAGUUCCCCACGCCGCCCGCCGCCCAGCCCCUCUGCCUGUGCAUGGAGACCUCGCCCGAGGAGGACCUCACCCACCUGGAGGUGCUGGAGGCGCUGGAGGCCGAGUUACCCGGGGCCAUGGAGAGCGGGCGCGUGAGCAGCAUCCGCUUUGAGAACAUGAACGUCAUCUGUGGGACUGCGGGCCGCCGGGACCGGUGGCUCAUCUCGGUCACGGACUUCCAGACUCGCUCGCGCCUGCUGCGCUCGGGGCUCCGCCUCCGCGGGCUCGCGCACCCGCUCGUCCGCCACGACGAGCUGCUGCGGGGCGACUACCGCCUGCACCUGCGCCGCUCCCUGGUCCGACGGCGCAUGCUCGAGGCCCUGGGGGCGGAGCCGACCGAGGAAGACUGACGCGUGAGGGCCGGCCCCUGCUGCGCCUGCGCACCGCCCAGCUGGCUCCGGCUCCCCUCCCGGAACCCCGGAGGGAAGGGGGCGUUGCCUCCCCAGGAAGGAGGCGGGGCCGGCUCGAGGGGGUGGAUACUGUGAGUUUAAUUAUAAAGAAUGACCUGGUACAAAAGCCAUUUCU
Messenger RNA from Diceros bicornis minor, 772 nucleotides. It is a transcript of the gene C34H19orf81, whose product is annotated as chromosome 34 C19orf81 homolog. Bases 1 to 597 code for a protein of 198 amino acids. Lineage: Eukaryota; Metazoa; Chordata; Mammalia; Perissodactyla; Rhinocerotidae. The transcript has 5 exons. The record is from RefSeq and is a predicted model, not a curated record.